Messenger RNA from Trichoderma virens Gv29-8, 2303 nucleotides. RefSeq lists its product as uncharacterized. The record is from RefSeq and is a predicted model, not a curated record. The transcript is spliced from 3 exons. Lineage: Eukaryota; Fungi; Ascomycota; Sordariomycetes; Hypocreales; Hypocreaceae. Bases 305 to 2002 code for a protein of 565 amino acids. Gene Ontology annotation, molecular function: metal ion binding.
CUUUGUUGUGAUUCCAUGCCCCGUCGUUGUGCUUGAUUUUGCUGCCUCGCCGCGGCUGCCUCUUCCAUAGAAGGUUUGUGGCCUGACCAUGACUUGAGCCCUCUCGGGAGGCGUGGUACCGUGUGCAUCAUCGCUCAAAGUGUCUCGCGCUUGAGGGGGGGCCUGAGGUCAAUAUCAGCCAUCAGCUCCCGCCCGCACCGCGGCUUAUCCCUCGUUCUCAGGGCAUUUCCGGCGUCGCCGGUUGUCUUCAUUUACCCAUUUGCUUCUGUUUGAAAGCGCUGUUCGUCUAAAAUCAUAUUCUAGCAUGGCCAGCCAGCAGGGUGGACCGAGCGCCCGAGCGCCCCAUGAUCAUGAUGCAAGGGAGGCGAGUGCCAGUGCGGAUGCGAUACUCGACGCACCAUAUUCGAGCGACGAAGAACCAGAUACCCAUGGCUUCUCCUGUCGCUGGAGAACACCCGAAUUUUACGACCAAGAAUGUUGCCGAUACUUUGACUGUCCCUCCCAUCUCGUUGAGAGGCGGCUUUCUGUCGAUGACACCGGCGAACCCAGCCUUCCGAGAGAGAGCGCCGCUGAAGCGACAGAAGCUCGCCAAGAUAGCGUCUCCCCGAGGACUUCGAUAGACGACCAUCCAGUAUCUGACCAGGAGGGCACGACGGUCCAGCCACAGCAGAGAGACGAAACUCUGAUCUCUGAUACUUCAGCACCACUAUCGGGCCUAUCGUCUGGGCUAGCCGCUGAGAGAGAGCAGGAGAGCGCGACAAGGACUCCAUCAGCAGCGAAUACCGCUGCUCUCCCUGCUAGGACAUCAUCCUUACCGAUUCGCACCCGCGUUCCUUCUAGAAGCAUCGACUUGCGAUCUGGCGAUCCUUUGGGUAGCGAUAUCUGGGGCGAAUCUUCCGAUCAGGGCAGUCGAGCAUAUACCGCCAGCGCAUCGGCAACGGAUUUGUCAGGCAGCAGCUCGCCCAGAAUGUCUGCACGGGAUCAGCUGUCUGCUGUGUAUGGCGCUGAUUCGAAUGAGGGCAGCAGCCUACUCCAAACACUAUUCGGUCCGCCUCCGCCUGAGCGCGAACGAGAGCGCGAGCGCACAGGGUCGGUUGUUCUCCCCAGAUGGCAACCAGAUGCCGAGGUGACCUACUGCCCUAUUUGCCGCACUCAGUUUAGUAUCUUUGUGCGCAAGCAUCAUUGCAGAAAAUGUGGGAGAGUCGUUUGCAACUCUUGCUCCCCUCAUCGAAUCAUCAUUCCGCACCAAUUCAUAGUCCGAGCGCCUGGCUCUGAGGUACCACUACCUCCAGCACUGCUUUACGGCUCAGGCGCAGGCUAUGUUGAUCUGAAUGGACUCUCCGGGGGCGAGCGAGUGCGUCUCUGCAACCCUUGCGUCCCUGACCCCAAUACCGCGCCUCCGCAAAGUCCGACUUCUCCGGCGUUGUCACCGCGCGAGGCACGGCGCAGGUCCCGGACCAGCCUGGGCAGCGGGUAUCCCGCUCCGCCUCCUGUGAAUCGAUACGGAGGAGUUUUUUCGACUGGGCAGAGCAAUGACCCUUACCAGUUCUACACCUCUAGGACAAGGAGCAUCACCAUGUCUGGGUCAUCAUCCCGCCAGCGUGCUUUACCCCCACCUCCACAGAUUGCAGAAGAAGACGAGUGCCCCAUCUGUCACUUGGAGCUGCCAUCUCGGGAACUGCCCAACUUUGAGGCCCUUCGAGAGUCGCAUAUUACUAGCUGUAUCCAAUCGCACAGCACCUAUGGUAGUCCUCGUGGGGCACCGGAUGGCACUGCACCACUCCCCCCUCCCAGGCGCACUGGCAUGUAUACAUAUGCCGCCACUGAAAAGGAUUGUAUUGAUGACGCAGAAUGCACUAUUUGCUUAGAGGAGUUUACCGUGGGUAUUCCCAUGGCGCGGCUUGAGUGCCUUUGUCGGUUCCACCGAUCUUGUAUUUCUGCCUGGUUUGUCAAUCACCCAGGAAGAUGUCCCGUGCAUCAACACGACGGAUUCGGGUAUUAGAUGGAAGAUUGGCGGCGGACGGCCGAUUGUUUUGUUGUUUUACGGAUCCGUUCCUUUGCAUAUUGGAGUAUUUGGCACACUUGGGAUCAGAUUUGAAAGAUUUUGUAGCUUGUUUGCCCAGGCAUAUAUCGGAAUCCCCUCCUUUUGAUGAUAUCACUUAUUUCGUACAGCGUAACCGACUCCAGGCCCAACAGCGCCGCUGGCAAUUGACAGUCCCGGACUAGCUGGAACGAAUCUAACGAGUUUAAGAAAUGUAUGGUAGCGUUUGAAAUUAAUAUACAGAACUCUCUUCUUUCCUUUU